Physella acuta is the source of this 1301-nucleotide messenger RNA. RefSeq lists its product as uncharacterized. The record is from RefSeq and is a predicted model, not a curated record. NCBI's taxonomy places the organism in Eukaryota, Metazoa, Mollusca, Gastropoda, Physidae. Gene Ontology annotation, molecular function: protein binding.
UCGAGAUUUUUACAAAUCUCGACGCGUUAGGGCUCCCUGUGUCGGAAAAACAUAGUUUUGCAAUCUUGUCCCAGUGAGUGACGUCACGUCCUGCUAGUCGCCAUCUUUGUGCCACCAUGUCGAGCCAUUGCUUCUGUCAAGACCCGCCUAAAAGGUUGGCAGCAAAACUUCAUGAGCUUCAAGACAAGCACUACAGUCAAGAAUUACCAUGCACACAAGGUACACAUCACGUGAUCCCCAAGUUUAACUACUUCCAGCAGUCGAGCGGGCACGAACCGAUAUGUCCCAGCCAGUGCGAGAGUUGGUCGAAGGCCGAGGUUGGUGAUUGGCUUGAAAGGAGUGGACAAGGCAGGUUUAAAAACAUGUUUGGCCAGUUGAACAUAGACGGCAAAAAGUUGGCCGCCAGUGGCGCUCACGACUUCCGGCAGAUGGGGGUCAAGGACUGGGAAGAUUGCAUUCAACUUGAAGAGUCCACACGGUCUUUAACUGGCAGAGAGACCACGAUCGACCCUGAGAAGGUCAAGGAUAAGAUCUACCCCUACUACCCGGCCCUGUACCUGGGCCAGAGGACUGUCCUACCCAGCGUGGUCCAGCUGGCCCACAGGACCGAGGACUUCCACCAGGACCCACUCCGCCAACAAGUCAUGCGGACCAUCUACAGGACCGCAGGGGACCGCUUCUAUUAUUUUGAUAAGAACAUGAGAACCAAUUUCAUUUAGUGACGUCAGCUCUCGAGUGACGUCAUCUGUUGGUCAGUCCUGGACACUUGGUGUUGGUGCUAUUAAACUCGGCUAGUAAAACUCUUGACUCUUGUAAUUAGAACUUUCUUUUGUUCAACUGUUAACUUUCACCUUAAUUAAACUAGAACUUUGUUUCGCCCCGAACAAACAAAAGCGUAAAAAGCUUGCAGCCAGCCGACCAACCCUAUAUUGUGCGCCAGUAUGAAAGAGAGCUGUAGCAUUUUAUAACUUUUUGAUCUAGCACCGGAACAAAACUUUUACCCCAUAAUUCACUUUAUAAUAUCGUUCUAAUUCUCUCUAAUAUCAAGUCCAUUUUUCUUUCAUAUCAAAUCUAUUUUUACGAGCUUUAAUUUAUCUUGCUUCCUCUUCGUGCUUCGUCAUGAAUCGAAACUGUCUACCGAAAUUUCGACCACUUCUAACGGACUGAUUCGUUUCAAAUUUAGCAUGUGGGUCAAGACUCGAUGGCAACGCAAUCUGAUCUAAAAUUUGGCUUGAUUGGAUGACUAAUUAAUUCUUAAAGAAACAAUUACAGUUUCCAAUACAAAGUACUUUUAUAAGCAU